This is a messenger RNA of Trichobilharzia regenti, 1813 nucleotides long. The record is from the annotation of a GenBank genome assembly. Lineage: Eukaryota; Metazoa; Platyhelminthes; Trematoda; Strigeidida; Schistosomatidae.
AUUAGAUAAGUUUAUUUCAAUUUUAUGAACUUGUAAUCAAACAAAUUAUCAUGAAAAUUUUGCCUCUAUGGCUACAGCUAUUAAGUUAACUAGAUAUGUCAGUUCGGGAAUGUAGUGCUGUAAAGACGACUGCUUACAGCUUGGCACAACCUGUAGAAACCGGAACAGUGUUACAAGACUCACUUAAAAGAAAGUGGGUCAUUGGUAAUGCGAUCGGUCAGGGUGGUUUCGGCCGAAUCUACGAAGUUAAACUUGAGGGUGAAAAAGCUUAUCAUUAUGCUGCUAAGAUAGAACCCCAAGAAAAUGGACCGCUUUUUACUGAAAUGCAUUUUUACAUGCGAGCAUGUUCUGAGAAUGCAAUCAACUCAUGGAAGUCGAGUCAUUCUCUUAAAUACCUUGGCAUUCCGAGAUAUAUAAGCAGUAGGUCGAUUAAUCUAAAUAAAACAGCUCUUCGAUUCCUUGUGAUGGAUCGUUUCUCUGGAGAUUUCGAAUCCACAUUAAAGAAUCGUGAAAUAUCUGCAUCUGGUAUUCUUGAAGUCAGCGCAAAUGUGCUAAGUGCACUAGAAUAUAUGCAUUCAAGAGACUACGCUCAUGCAGAUAUUAAAGCUUCUAAUCUUCUUCAUUUAUCGUCCAAACAAGAGGUUUAUUUAGCUGACUUUGGUCUAGUCCACUUAUUUCGUUCAAAAGGUGUACAUACUGUUGAGAAACCAGAUCCUAAAUUUCGACACAAUGGAACAAUAGAGUUUUGUUCACGAGAUGCACAUACUGGACUCCCUCCAUCUCGUCGUGGAGAUUUGGAAAUUCUACUGUUCAAUCUUAUUCAUUGGUUGGCUCGAUCUCAUCUCAAUGCUCCUCAGUUACAUUCCACUGGUCUUCCUUGGGGAUAUCUCAUUUCAGACCCUAAAUUACGGGCGUUGAUAUGGAGAUAGGAUAGCGGCACAAAUGGCUUACGGAGAGGCUGAGCACUUCAAGGUCACUUAUGCACGCUGUGAUUGGUAGAUUUUCCUUUGCGUAAACGUUGCGGCUAAUACGUGCCUUACGUUACUGAAGCGGGCUUUGAAAUAGCAAUAAUAAAAGCGGAUAGACAUUAUAUUUUUUAGCUUAAGGGACCAAGUUAACGUGCUUAUAAAUUUCACAGAUGUGAGAAGCAUUAGAUCCACUUACAAGGAGAAUACUACUGGGUAACUUGAUCAAAGAAAUAUAAAGUUUGGGGAUUUUAUCUCUUUCAGUUAAUUGUAACGGAUGGAUAAGAGUCACGUGUAUAAUAUUUGCUUUUUAUAGAAGAGAAAAUGUGACAGGUGGUUUGGAAUUUACACAAUUCCUGAAAUAUAUCGUGGAAUAUAUGGACGAGUAAUCUAUAGAAUUUCACCAACUCGAGUUGGUGAAAGCAAGGAACAACCACAGAUCUGUGGUUGUUCCUUGCUUUGUUCACAUAUUCAGUGUUGCUAAGAUUAGGAAUUGUUCACCAGAGAAUUCUCUCAGUAUGGCUGAAGGCAUUCGAAGGAAUACAAUCUCAAUAUCUGCUUGAAAAGUUCACAUCCAGUUUCUGCGAACGGAACUGGUGGUGAUAAAAACUGCAAAGACUGGUCCAGCACCACUAACAACGGAGGCAAACUGACACAGAUGUUGCGGAUAGAGUGUUUGGUGGACUUUAUGACGACAAUGAUGCAGCUAUAAAAACUCUACAACUGCGAUUUUUUCACUGGAUUGUUAUUAACUCUUUUUAGUGUAUAUAUGUACUCUUUUAUUCUGAGUCAUUUUUAACUUGUUUGAUUAUUGUUUCCUUACAAAUAUAUGCAUUUAUGUCGACUAA